Siniperca chuatsi (mandarin fish) is the source of this 3544-nucleotide messenger RNA. RefSeq names its product gap junction protein, alpha 5a (gene gja5a). Bases 1100 to 2248 code for a protein of 382 amino acids. Gene Ontology annotation, biological process: cell communication. The transcript is spliced from 2 exons. The record is from RefSeq and is a predicted model, not a curated record. Gene Ontology annotation, cellular component: connexin complex. Lineage: Eukaryota; Metazoa; Chordata; Actinopteri; Centrarchiformes; Sinipercidae.
GACACUUGGAAAGGGACCAUUCGCAAAAUGAGUACUUUUACUUUUGAUAUUUCUAUACUUUUACGGAAGUAAAAUUUUGAAUAUAGGACUUUCACUAUAGUAAAUAGCAAAAUAUUUUUACAUAGUGGUAUUGCUACUACAGGAUCUGAAUAUCAUUGUACCACACCAGUGACAGAUCAGUAAACCCUCACCUCUUUUAACAUUUUCACAUUUUACCACUCACAGAAUAUAUGGGAAAUCAAGACAUUGUUUUACAAGAUCACUUUACUUUUAAUGACUGUAUUUUGUACUUGAUGUAAAACAUUUAACACCAUGUCCCAAAGGUUAACUUUGAAUUAGUCCAAGGGGAGCUGUAUUGUUACCAGGGUCUGCACAGGUGAGGAAAGCCUGUUGUCAGUAUUAGCUGAUAAGAACGCGACCGUUGUAAUGUGUACCUCCUGCUAUUGUGCUGACUGGACUCUCACUCCCUUCCUCCUCCAACUCUCCUAUGCCUGUUUGUGAUUUACUUUCAGUAAAGAUCAUCAGCUUUAUCCGAGGAGGGCUUUGAGCCAGUUCCCUGAGUGGGACAAGGACCCGCUUCACUAACUGAUGAUCCAACUGGUCUCCAACUGUGACUAGUCUGACGUUAGCGGGUAUUAGGUGCAUGCUGGAAAACGAGUGUCAGACCAUAUUGACGUAUCAGCCUUGUGCGUCGAUAGAAGUUGAACAUUUCCUCUCCCACAUGUUCUCAUGGGGGUGUUUUGUUUCCCGCCUCUCCCUGUUUUACAGAUAAAGAGCACAACGCUCUGAUUUUCCAUCUUAUUGCCAUAUAUAUACUUCAUAGAGACACUGAGGGAGGGGGAGAGACAGACAGAGGGACAGAUGGUCAUGGUCAUUUAGACCAUCUCUCUCUCACACAUAACCAGUGUCAGUGUCAGACAGGCAAUUCAAAGCCCUGCACAGUGGAUUAUACAGUACAAUGGUAGUAACUUAUUAUGGAAGCAACUGCUCAUGGAUUACACUUGAAGGCAGAUGAGAGGUGUGACUUUUCACCUCUAGUGCACCCUCCUUCUCUCCUCCCUCUUUGUGUGUCAGGUGUGUGUUUGGCCUGUGAGCAGUGAUGGGGGACUGGAGUCUCCUGGGGAAUUUCCUAGAGGAGGUCCAGGAACAUUCCACCUCGGUCGGGAAGGUCUGGCUCACCGUCCUCUUCAUCUUUCGCAUCCUGGUGCUGGGCACAGCAGCCGAGUCCUCCUGGGGUGACGAGCAGAGCGAUUUCCUGUGUGACACUCAGCAGCCCGGUUGCACCAACGUGUGUUAUGACAGCGCCUUCCCCAUCGCCCACAUCCGCUACUGGGUACUGCAGAUCGUUUUUGUCUCCACGCCGUCCCUCAUCUAUAUGGGCCACGCAAUGCACAUCGUGCGAAGGGAGGAGAAGCAGCGGAGGAAGGAGCAGGAGGAGAGGGAGGUGAGAGGGGAAGGUGGAGACCUGGAGGGGGAGAAGGAGUACCUCCAGCAGAAGGAGAGUGGAAGAAUGAUGGCAUCUGAUGGGACAGGCCAUGUACGCCUGAAAGGAGCGCUGCUGCAGACUUACAUCCUGAGCAUCAUGAUUCGUACAGUGAUGGAGGUGACAUUUAUAGUGGUGCAGUACCUGAUCUAUGGGGUGUUUCUCAGGGCGUUGUACCUGUGCAAGGCCUGGCCCUGCCCUAACCCCGUCAACUGCUACAUGUCCCGGCCCACAGAGAAGAACGUCUUCAUCAUCUUUAUGCUGGUGGUGGCCGCUGUGUCUCUGCUGCUCUCUGUGUUGGAGCUGUACCACCUUGGCUGGAAGAGCGCCAGGAAGUGUGUACGCAACAAGGCGAUGCAGAGGAGCAACCACAAAGCUGUGACGGUGGCCGUGUCUGCAGCCUUGGAGCCCAACAGCCCACCUCGGCCGUCGGCGUCCUGCACCCCUCCUCCUGACUUCAGCCAGUGCCUGGCAGCCCCGAGCUCAGUGAACCCCAUGACCUCUAUGGCCUCUCAUCCCUUCAACAACAGGAUGGCGCUGCAGCAGAACUCAGUCAACUUGGCCACCGAGCAGCAUCACAGCUGCGACAACCUGGAGGACGAGGAAGACUUCCUGAGGAUGAGAUACGACCAAGCACCCACAGAGCUGCCCAACAGCUGCUCCCCAUCGCUUCUGCUGCACUCUGGCUACAUGAAGGACAAACGCCGCCUGAGCAAGACCAGUGGGACCAGCAGCCGGGCUCGCCAAGAUGACCUGUCAGUAUAGACUCACAACCAGAAAGAGUGGCUGAUGAGGGGGGCAGGAGGGGAAGGGCUGGACCUUCAGAACCAAAGAGAAGGGACAGAAAGAUCAGUUUAGGAAGACACCAAGAGGAGUCUGAGUGUUAUUUCUGAGUGAAGGGGUCAGAACGUGAGCACAGGCUAAUUAUGCAAACUCUGGCACUGAAGCCUGACACUUGACUACAGAGGUUGGACUAAAUGUUCACUUUAGUAAGAGACACUGAGAUCUGUGAGUGGACCAUGUAAAUCUGACGUGUGAGCGCUGUGAGCAGAUAGUGUUUGUGAACUAAUCUGUCCCAGAGCUUGAAAAACAGACAACCAAACUGCAAAAGAAAAAUCUAUUUUGAAAUGGAAACAGGGUAACAGGUGUGAUACCUUCCUAUUGCACAUAUUAUGUUUCACUUAAACAGUUAAAGCCAAAAACUAAGACAGAUAAAUAGACUAUUAAGUGAGAAUAACGUGAUGCUUGGUGUGAGAUAACUUAGGGAAUCAUUUCAUUAUAAAGCAAAUUAUGACACACAUCUCAACUAUUCAAUUAAUCAUAGAUUAGGUUGUGACUUUAAAUAGCACAACCAACCACCCCCCAACCAUAUCUCUUUCCAUAUAACAUAUUUCUAUAUUUAUUAUUCCAAAAGUCAUGGCAAAGACUGUAAAUUUAAACUAAGCCAUCUGUUACUUGCUAACAUGGUUGCACUAUGCCUGCAAGUCAACAAACAUAAAAUGCAACUCAAUAAUUAUCACUACAAUCUAAAAAAGUGUGAGUAAAACUCACAUUAUUAGUUAUAUAUUUGACAGGAGCCUUUGUGUGCAGAAGAGAUGAGAGAGUGUAGCCUGUUUCCUUUUCAAAAGGGAUUCAAGGGAAAGAAAAAGAAGAGGCACUGCUUGGAUGCUGUUAUAAGGAGAUCCAGCCACUGGGUGGCAACAUUGCACUUCAGUUUCUCUCCUGGAGCCAUUGUGUAAAUAGUGAAUUUAUCUCUAUGCAAUGUAUGUUUCAGUUGAUGUCUUUGAAUGUAUUUUAUUUCAUUUCCAGUGUCUUGUUCUUACUAUAUGCAGAAUAAUUCUACAGGUUGAGUAUGCCAGCAGUUUUUAAAUGAACAUUUACUGCAACUGUGGGUGUGAAGUUCAAUCCUACAUAUCUUCUACAGCAAACAUUCAUUUAAAAAACAGAAAUGUUCAGGCGACUGUACAUUCACUGCAGUUUUUGGUUCUUUCACACAGAUCUUUAUGCAAUAAAUGUCAUCACUAACCCAUCACAAAUUAAUAAAUCAACUGUACAAUCUGC